UGGAGAGCAAUUUACAACUUUGCAUCACAUACGUUUUAAAACAUAUUACUACAGAUUAAUUGACAGCUAAACUUAGUUAAAACGGCCUGUGUCACUUUUCUUGUUAAACCACUUUAGGUCGCUGCGUGAAUGGAAGGCGGCCAAGCCUAGGAAAGUCAGGAGCUCCGCGUUAACGUACCCGCCUUCAUUUCCUGGUUUUAAUGCUGUUCAUGGUGUGAUCUGUUCCUUUUACGAAUAGACUUCAUUGUUGAGUUUAUUUAUCCUGGAAACCAAAAUACAUGGUUUUGAGGAGAAGUCACUAGUGUAUUGUGUUAGUCUACAUUACUUUACGUGGUAUUCUACUGUCAUGGAGGUUGCAUAAUACUCUCAUUUUUUUCUAAAUAAGGAAGAACCUAAUUUGAACUUCAACGGACAGCCGUGUGAUUCUGUUGUCGGAGCUUGUGAACUCCUAAACCAUAAUGGUUGGAUUGGGAAACGGCCGAAGAGGGGGAAGAUCACCCCCACUCCUGGUGGCUGCUAUGGUUGCUUGUGUGAUAGUAUUGGCUUUCAAUUACUGGAUUUCAAGUAGUCGCAAUACAGAACUUCAGAAUCGUCUUAAUGAACUGGAAGUAAAAGUUCGACGGGCAGCUGCAGAAAGAAGUGCUGUGGAAAUCAAAAAGAAUGAAUUCCAGGUGCAACUGGAAAGAUACAAAAAACAGAUUGAAGAUAUCCAGUUUAGACACGAUAUGCAGAUGAGCAAUGAGCAAAAAAUAUGGAAUGAUCAAACGGGAGAUUUGAAGCAAAACGUUAGCAGGAGUACCAGAAUUAUUCAGAAACUUCAAGAUGAAUUUAAGGAACUGCAGGAGAACUAUGCCAAACUACAAGCAAAACUUGACUAUGAUAUUGCACAGUGCGACAGUCAGAUCAAACAGGAAAAGAACCAUUGUGAAGAGAGAAUAACUGAGUUUCUAGAAAGACAGAACAGAGUGCAAGACUCAGAAAAUCAAGUGAAUAAAGCAGCAGCUGAGAUAAAAAUGGAUGAGAAGUCAAAUCUGAAUGAAAAGCCACAGGAUGUCAAUCUAAAGGAGAAUGUAGGUCUCCAAGAACCAGCAGCUGCAGUCAUAAAGAAGGAAGACAAAAAGCCACAAGAGUUAGCAGUUAAACUAGAUUCUCCUGUAGGAAAGCAGGAACAAAUUAAGCCAAAAGAAAGUGGACCAGAAGUGGCAGCAAAUCCAGAAGAGCCCAAAGAAGCGAAUGUAGACAUUAAGGAGGGCACAGAAGAAUUGAAAAAACUGGCCAGUAAAGCACCAAUUGAUAAGCCCUUAGAAAAACAUGUCAAUAUUAAUGCAAUUGAAGAGGAAGAAGUUGUGCAAGAAGAUGAAAUAGAAGAAAGUGAGAAGGACGAGCCAUUUCCAAAUGAUUUGGAGCUUCUCCAGGCAGAGCAAGAAGUUGUUGACAUGGCCGCCAGAGAAGAGGCUGAUGCUGAAAAUGAUAUUGAAGAUGUGAAGGCUAAUAAUGCAGAAGACAUCCUAAAUGAACCUCAGGCGGUGAAAGAUCCAGCAAAAGUUGAACCAGUAAACAAUGAAAAACAAGCAAAUAAAGAUAUCCAAAAUCAGGCAGAGAAUGUCCAGAAAAAAGAUGAAGACAUGGAAAGAGAAGAUCUCAUGCAAGAAGAGGAAUUUAAUCGAGAACAAGAUCCAAAGGAUCCGUCAAUUAAAGAAAAUGAAAAGGAUGCUCCAAGGAAUGAGGAACCAGCUGACUACAAUGGAGAUGAAGGCAAUGUGGCUGAAUUUGAGGCUGACAAACAGGCCGAGCUUAAUGGUGGAAAUGGUAAAGUAAUAGAUGUGAAUAAUCAAGAAGAGGAGGAAGAGGAAGAGGAAGAAGAUUUGCAAAAAAUAAUACCAGACAAAAGAAAACAAUUACUGUAAUUUAUGAAUUGCGGACCUCAUUUUUAAAAUUGAAACUGCAUUAAUUUCCAUCAGUUUAAUUAAAUUGCUGUCAGCACAUACAGAUAGGUUCUGUGGGCUGCUAGUGUUUAAAAAUAUUUUUCUGUUAGCUGGAUCUGGGAAAUGGACAUAGAUUUGUUAAUAAAACAGAUGAGAAACAUUAGAUUUGCACGUGGUCAGGCUGUGUUCAGCAUUAUCAGCCACAUGACCAGAAAGUACAACAUAAAAGCAUUCACCUUCAGUGAAGUUUAUGAAUUGAAGCAACCUGGAGGAGCAUUGUCAACUGUACUUUAUUUCAUUUUGGUUUUGAAACUGCUGUGCGUAUUUGGUGCAGUGAUAGCUAUAUUGUUUAGUAUGGAGAUUCUGGAUCUUUAGGUUUUACAGAACACAUUUCAUUGUUUAGGUUGGAUGACUAACUAGGCAAAAAUGUACGGGCAAAUUACUUGGGUUUUUUUAGACAUUUUGAAUGUAUGUUAUGGGACUGUAAACUGGAAAUCAUUCAUGUAUGUUUGUGCAUUUUGUCAACCAUUUAGCAGCUGUUUGCAUUCAUCAGACCAAAGGACGAAGGAUUCCUGAGAUUUAUCCAUUACAGUUACUUCAGUGUGUACUCUUAAGUCAAGGUGAACCAUACUACUGUAUAUGUUGUAAAAAUGUUGCUUGAAUUAUUUAAAUCUGAUAAGUAAUGGUAUAGCAGAAAAAUGAAAUGUGAAGUGAAAUGAUACACGUAGUGCUGUGUUCUUGCAGAACUGUAAGACAAGGCCAAAGAUGAACAAUUUUUGUGUGGUCAUCCUACUGGUUUUAUACUGUUUCUGCCAGCCAAGUUAUCUUUCAGCUGUAUGUUAGAAGGCACUUCUGCCAGUCAGUUUCCUGCACUUAUAUUUACUGCCCACACAAGGAAUAUGACUGGGCUUCACCUCUUGAGUUGUUCUGUGUUACAAGAAGUGCAACAGAAAAUAUUUCCGUAUACAAAAAGAGCAUAGUGAUGGGAGAUGUUUCCUGCCCUUGGAACGCACACCUUUCUGCUUUCUGUUUUGAUGCCUUUGUCGCCUUUGACUGUAUUGCGUUUUGUUCAGCUUUAUUUCGGAAGGAUCCACAGGCCUUCUCUCUUCAUUACUGAAACCUGACAUGUUCGUAAUUUGGCCUUUCUGAAUCCCUUUUAUUUGUGUACCAGAUCUGUUAGGUAUGUGUAAAUUAUCUUGAGCUGCUACCGUGCCACAACAUUCACAUGCUAGAGUGGUGCAUGUGUACGUGUGUGCACGCACAUGUGUAUGUGUUUACUUAUCUUCUGGUUUUACCUGCUUACAACCUUUGAAGUAAAAAUUGGACCUGCAUUUUAUUCUUUCCUGAAGCUCUUUUGAGCUAAAGUUAGCUGGAGGGACCUAAAUUAUCUGAGUCAGUAAAAAUUAUAGUUUACAUGCAAAAAUAUAACUAACAGAGGCAUAACAUGCAUCUGUUCUUUAUUUUGUCUCAGCAUUUUUCAAAACCCGUUAUAAAAGUGUUUGUGCUUUGGUAACAGAAGCUAUGAGGAACAAAAGACUCAACCAUUGUCAAACAAAGGUAACAGAUUUGUUUUCUCCAAGAAAAAAAUAUCCAAACAUUCAUCUUUUCUGUCAACUGAGUAAUUAGAAUCGGUGUUUUUAAGUUAUGCUUUUUGUUUAGAUUUCUUGUUCUUUUCAUUCCGAGGCUUUGCCUCUGAUUCAUCAGUUGAGAACGAGAGACGUUAUAAGUUACUGUCUUUACUAGCUCUGUAACUCAUUGUAUUGAGCUGAAGGUGUAUGUGUUCUUCGGAAGCAAAAACAAAAAAGUGACAGAAGCAAAAACAAAAAAGUGACAGCAACAGAACUACAGAGCGAAUAGCAUUAACACUGUUCCUACAUGUAUGACUUGUUUAAUAAUGAGAAGACAUUCCAAAUCCUGUAUUAAUAAAUAUUAAUUCAAAAAUAUAGUUUGGUACAUUGGUGUGUGCUAACAAGAAAUGCUGUUCUUGUCAAAAAAAAAAAAAAAAAAAGCCACAACACAUGCCUGCGGGAAGGUAUUCAUCUAUUUCUUUUCUUCUCUUUCGGCCUAGCUCCCAAUUAAGUGAAAGUCACCCCCCCCCCAUAGCAAUCCUGAUUUUCAUUCACUGGCAACUUUUUCACAUUAGUAUGCUGAUGGUAUUUGUUUUGCCCAUUCAGCUAUAAAUAUCUUCUUGAAACUGCUGAUACUGUGAUUUUAAAAUACACCACACACAUUUUUUAUUCUCUUGUAAGCUUUAGGCAGUUGCAUACACUGCAUACAGAAUGGUAUAUGUCAUUUUUGAUGCUCUUUUGCACCCUGUGUAAGCCGUGUGCACAUUCAGCAGUUUGGAAUUUGCACUUGGAAAGUAGCAUGUGCUUCACAAUUUUUUUUUUUUACUCUCCACUUUCUAGUACAUUGUUUCCCGUUGUAUUGGAGGUGUAUGGAAAUGAAUUUCUGGUCUAAGUAUCAUGUCUGCUUGCACUUAACCAAGUUUCUUUAAAAAAAAUCUUGUCAGUUUGCUUUGCAGUUUUCUGAUAUACAGGUGAGUCUGACUGCUCCUUUGCAAGUUCAGAAACAUUCCCAUGUAUGGAGGAGAGAGGACUCUGCACUCUUAUUACAUUCACCAUCAUAUUGUACAGUUUAAAUGAGAAGUACACACCAGAAUAACAAGCUAGCCUAUAAGUAUUCAACAAAACACUCACUGUUAGGGCCACAUUAGAUUUGUUGGGGUGUUUAGAUAUCUGUCACUGUGUUAGUACAGUGAUAAGCAGUCUAAGUAACCUACAGUGUAAGGAGUUUUAAAUAUUCUGGAACUAAAGUACACCUCAGACUAUGCUAACAUACUAAUUUUAUGCAGAGUUAUUUGACAAUACAUUUUCCGUUUUGUUUUUUGUGUAUUAAAAUUCUGUUAUGGAGGGCAUUGAGAAUAAGACAGCUGACACUGCGGGAGUUGAUGUUGGCAUGAAUUUGUGUUACUGGAUCACAUACAUAUCCAGUAAAAACAGCAGACUAUUUUGAGCAAUCUUUGUUCAUUUAAAGUCCAUCUGUUCAUCUUUUAGAAACGCGUAUGUAGUUUUUGGUUUUCUCGUAAGCCAGCUGACUCUUAAGAGACACUUCACAAGUUAACAUAUACGUGCACACUGGUCUGACAUUAAGGAGUGUCUACACUUGGGUGCAAGGAUGUUUUAAUGAAGUAAUUUCUGUUUAUAAUGUAAUUCUACAUUUCUUUAGUACAGGUAGAGGAGGAUUCUUGUAUUAGGAAAAAAAAAAACAUCACUGGAUUCCAUUAUUUGUAGUACCUCUGAAUGCGCCUUAGUACACCUCUAACAACUCUCCCUGCUUGGCAUACCUUCUGGUUGGUUAGUUUGGGUGAAAUCGCUUAAGCAUUAAAUGAAAAGUGGAAAUGAGAGGACUCUACACUUGUGCCAUUGAUUUAUUUGUCCCAGUGGACUAGCCAGUGGCAUGGGAAAAUAUGAAAGAAAUGAAUAAGCAUUUCUGUACAGUUGUACUUGGUUUUAUUUUGAAAUACUUGUCAUUCCUCCUGAUGUGAGAAACAGCAAGAAAAAAUAGUUUUGGUACUUCAGCAGGCAUUCCAUACCAUAUUCCUUUUAUGUAACCUAGCCAGAAUUAUAGAACCAAAUUAGUCUUUCUGUUGUGUAUCUUGGUCAGCAAAAGUGACAGGUCUGUGUAAUUCAUUGAUUUUUAUAUGGCUGAAGAUGUGCUGUUUAGUGCAUCUUUACAUUACUUCAGCAGACGUUGUUACUGUGACAUAAAAUUUGCAGAUUCUGUAUGUGGGAAGGGACAUAAGAAACAGUUGUAAAAGAUAACCAUUACAGUUUAAAGACAGCACUUGUAUCAUUUAACAUAGUUAUUUUGCCUUCACCCUGCUGAGUUUCAUGAAUUUUCAGACUGCUUUCAUGGUGUAUUGCACUGCAUCUUAUUUAAAAAGUUAAUAAUAGGGCUUUAAGGGGAAAGUCAUACUGCAAUGGUUUGCUUAAGGGUUCCACUUUACAAACUCUGCAAUGGUUUUAGGGAUGGUAAGGAGCAUACAGUGUGAGAACAAUGUCAUACUGAACUGCUGCUAAUUUCCUAUUCUUUUAAAACUGUUUCCUUUGGCUUUAAAACAUUGAUUACUACUCUUCACAGAUAUUUAUUUUCAUUUUUGAUUGUAGUAAUGGUCUUAAUUUUGUUUGUAUUUCUAUUGAAAAGGUGCACAUGAAGUAAAGAUUUGCAUUAAAAUAUUACAUUCUUAAGCCUUACUGUAAAAUAAUUUAACUCUUUAUUUUGAGGUGAUCUUUGUUUCUUGGAGAUUGAUGUAAUGCAUUUUUUUGAUGAGAUCACUGCACAUCUUUUUGCAUUGAAUUACUGAAGGACUAGGUGAUUAGUGUCUGAAGAUGUAUAAAUAGUUUUAUUGUUUGUUAUACAAUAAUACAUACUGUAAUAAAAUAAAAAUGAGA
Protopterus annectens (West African lungfish) is the source of this 6379-nucleotide messenger RNA. It is a transcript of the gene GOLM1, whose product is annotated as golgi membrane protein 1. The coding region runs from base 459 to 1907 and encodes 482 amino acids. The transcript is spliced from 11 exons. The record is from RefSeq and is a predicted model, not a curated record. Lineage: Eukaryota; Metazoa; Chordata; Ceratodontiformes; Protopteridae.